AUGUUUAUAUUACGUCUCAUCAUCCUUUUAACCCAGUUGUUAUUGCGAUCCACAAGCGCAGAAGCUGCAGCUGCAGCACCGGCAUCCCCUGCAGAUAAAAGCGGCAAUCAAACCACGAUUCCCCAAGUACCUGUAGGCGGUGCGGCUAGUGGUAAUCGAACAACGCGCGACCCUGCACCUGCAGGUGGUGCGGCCGGAGGAAAAGGAGCAACCCGUGUCACUCUCGACUAUGGCGACUUCAAUGGAAAAGCGCAAGGAGGAGUGGACAUUUGGAGCUCAAUUCCUUAUGCUGAACCACCCCUUGGCGCCAGACGUUUUGCGUCUCCUGUUGCUCCCACCAAAAAAUACCCAAACUUUGAUGCUACCAAAAUUUCACCUGGAUGUGCUUCGUCUGACCCUCUAGCCGGCGCAGACCCCUCUUCCUUCAACCAAACCAUCUUAGCUGUCUUACAAUCCCUUCCAAAAGGUACACAAUCAGCCACAGAUACAAGACCUGGUCAAGAAGACUGUUUGACCCUAGACGUAACUAGGCCUUCUGGGUUAGGCGGUAAUGAAAAGCUGCCCGUCAUCUUUUGGAUUUCGGAAAGCGCUUCAGGAGCGGUCAACCCAGCAGGUUUGAUGGCACGCGGAAAGAUGAUCCAGAAACCAUUUAUCUGGGUUUCAGCAAAUUGGAGAUCAAGCGUGUUUGGGUUUUUGGGUGGCAAAGAAAUCGCUGCUGCUGACGCCGGCAAUCUCGGGUUGAAAGACCAAAGAUUGGCCUUGGAAUGGGUUCAGAAACACAUUUCCAAGUUUGGAGGAGAUCCUAAGCGAGUUACUCUGUAUGGAUCGAAUUUGGGCGGUAUGGCUGUAUCUCACCAACUUGUGGCCUUUAACGGUGACAGUAAGGGCUUGUUCCAGAAUGCGAUCCUUGGAGGAGCUGUUGCGCUUCCCAGUCCUAAAAUAGCAUCGGGUCAAGCAACGUAUGACAAAUUCGCUAAAGCAGCUGGUUGCCCAGUUGGCGCAGGCUCACUCGCUUGUUUACGUGAAGCCAAAUUGGAAAAAUUAGUGGCUGCUGCCAAUACUUUCCCUGGAAUCUUCUCUCGCCAGAGAUACCCUUUGCCAUUCCACGCCUACGUCGAUGGGAAGUUUCUCACAGGAUCUAUUCAAGAUUUAGCCAAAGCAGGAAAAGUGGCCAAGGUUCCCAUCAUCCUAGGAUCCACCGACGACUCUGGAACGGUGGACACCUUGGUCGAAGCUGCACACAUCUUCAAUGAAACCGGUGUUACACCAUGGUUACAGCAACUUCUUCCUGGUGCCACACCCAAAGAUCUCGCCACCCUCUUGAAACUUUAUCCCUCUGACCCGGCCCAAGGUUCACCUUUCAAUACCGGUACACAAAACCAAUUGAACGCUGUCUCAAAGCAGAUUGCAGCUCUGUUUGGAGAUAUUGCCUACCAAGGGAUUCGAAGAUUCUUCUCACAAUCAGUCCAGGCUUCUGCGCCGGUCUAUGGUUUCAUUGACCGUGGUUCCAAAAAUACCAAAUACCUUGGUUCAUACGCUGGUGUGAACACCUUGAGCGUCUUGAAGGCUCCAGCUGCUGGAAGAAGUACCGAUAUUCAAACUCGUUACUUGAAUUUCGUCUACACCAAUGAUCCUAACCCAAAGGGAGUAAAAGUUCAAUGGCCUAAAUAUGGACCUACCGCUCAGCUCAUGGAGUUUUCUGAUACUGAAACCGGAAAGAUUGUACCUGAUGACUUUAGAAAGGAAGGAAUUCAGUAUUACAUCACAGAUAUCAUGGGUGAUAGUGCGAAGGGUAAACCUUCUGCUCAAUUUGCUAAAACUUGA
Molecule: messenger RNA, 1824 nt
Organism: Melampsora larici-populina 98AG31
Lineage: Eukaryota; Fungi; Basidiomycota; Pucciniomycetes; Pucciniales; Melampsoraceae
Product: lipase
Exons: 14
Coding region: 1-1824 (607 amino acids)
Source: RefSeq, a predicted model, not a curated record